UCCAGCCCUCCAGAUGGCGAUAUAAUGCCUUAUCCUGAUUUCAGCUAACCCAUUUCCUAACGAGGUAGAAGCUUCCUGCUUCUGGUUGUAAACAGAAAGGAGUUGCAGCUGGCUUUGGUGGCCCACACUGCACAGGCAGGUCAACCACACUUUUACAGUAGCUGUGUCUAUUUACAAUAUAUGAUAGAAUCUCCAAGAGGUGAAAAGUGCGACAGUUGAAGGGGGAAUAGAUCUCUAAAUUGGAGGAACAGAGUUUGGUGGUGUGUACAGUGUGUGAAUGUACAGACAGCAGCAUGGCCAGUGGACAGCUGUACAGAGAAGAGGCGUUGGCGUGUGUGGGGUGCAGACAUGCGUGUCACAUAUUGCUCUAUGCAGACACAGAAGCUCAGCUGUUUGAAGAAAUCCCCAUCAGACACAUCGUACUGAUGCAGAUGCGUUUCGAUGGUCUGUUGGGUUUCCCUGGCGGUCUCGUUGACCCGUCAGAAGAAUCCCUGGAGGAGGGCCUGAGCAGGGAACUGUGGGAGGAGCUGGGCUUCUCACUGUCAGUGACCGUGGAGGAUCAUGUGUCUUCCUGCCACAACCCUUCCUCCUCUUCAUCUUACCUCAUCACUCACUUCUACGCCCGGAGAAUGGAAGAGAAAGAGAUCAGGGAGGUGGAAAAGGCAGCUGCUAGCACAGCAACAGACCAUGGCCAUGAGGUGAUGGGGAUGGUCCGAGUUCCUCUCUACACCAUAAAGGGAGGAGGAGGGCUUCCCUCGUUUUUGUCCCACUCCUUUAUUGGGAACUCUCGCUCUCAGCUGGAGGACGCUCUAGUGCGCUUCGGCCUGGUCACACCCGAGGAGCUACAGACAGCACUCACACAUGCAGAGCAGAGGAGGAGACAACCUUAGUGGGGGGGGGGGGGCAGCCUAAACACACACACACAAU
Messenger RNA from Coregonus clupeaformis (lake whitefish), 927 nucleotides. RefSeq names its product U8 snoRNA-decapping enzyme. Gene Ontology annotation, molecular function: snoRNA binding; phosphodiesterase decapping endonuclease activity. Bases 294 to 890 code for a protein of 198 amino acids. Lineage: Eukaryota; Metazoa; Chordata; Actinopteri; Salmoniformes; Salmonidae. Gene Ontology annotation, cellular component: nucleus. The record is from RefSeq and is a predicted model, not a curated record. The transcript is spliced from 4 exons. Gene Ontology annotation, biological process: mRNA catabolic process; sno(s)RNA catabolic process.